Molecule: messenger RNA, 753 nt
Organism: Panicum virgatum (switchgrass)
Lineage: Eukaryota; Viridiplantae; Streptophyta; Magnoliopsida; Poales; Poaceae
Product: protein transport protein yos1-like
Exons: 3
Coding region: 294-530 (78 amino acids)
Biological process (GO): endoplasmic reticulum to Golgi vesicle-mediated transport
Cellular component (GO): COPII-coated ER to Golgi transport vesicle; endoplasmic reticulum membrane; Golgi membrane
Source: RefSeq, a predicted model, not a curated record
AAACUUGUUGAACCCACAGCGAAGAAACGUCUUGCUGGUUGCUGCUGCGCGCAUCUCCGUGCAUUGGGUCUGGCCGUUGUCGCCCUUGCCUCACCGGCGUGCCGCACUUCCCCUCCUGCUUGCGUCUCGCCGUCCAUCCAGCCACCGCGGCCUCUCGAGCUCUGAAGGGAUGGCUACUGUGUUGGUGCCGCGAGGCUCACGAUCUCGCAGAGCGGAGGCUUUCUCGGCUCGAUUCGUGCUGGGAUUGAUGAUCUCUUGUACCGAGUCCUGAAUAAGAGAUCUUAGAACCUAGAAUGGGCCUAUGGACAUUGCUGGAGGGUUUUUUGCUUCUCGCAAAUGCAUUGGCGAUACUGAACGAAGACCGAUUUCUUGCUCCCAGGCGAUGGAGCAUGUCUGAAGUGUCAGGAAAUGGGCAAACAAAGUCGUUGAAGGGCCAGAUCGUGGGGCUUAUCUAUGCUACACAAUUUCUGAGGAUGCCCUUGAUAGCCCUUAAUGUUCUUAUCAUUGUUGUGAAGUUGGUGUCAGGUUGAGCCUCACUGUCUGGUUUUGACCGUUGGGUUAGAUUGAUAUCAGUUCCAGCAUUAUGUAAAUGUUAAUUAUAACCAAAGUUGCUGGGAAUUUGUUCAUGUUGACUCUAAUGUUUUUGUAAAUUAAUUGGUGUGAAAUUGGUGCUGCCAACAUUUAUACUAAGUAUGUGUGUGUGCCAGUGUGAUCAAUUUGUUUGAAAUGUGUCUUGUGCGAUACAUGAGGUUA